AGAGACGAAUGCUCGAAUACUCAGGCGCUGCUCGAAUCGCCGCCCUAUGUCGCCCGAAUUCUCAAAUUACAUGUACUUCCAGCCCAUAAGAAAACGACGCGCUGUGAAGGGGAACGAUUCAGAACUUCCUCGAAACCCCAAUUCUCCUACCACUCCUUACCCUAACCCUAGGUCGAUAUCCACAAUCGCUGCGUGAAUGGGGAAGGAGAUAAUAUUGCUCUCUCGAGUUGCUGCGAACCAUCUUUUUCUCGGGCAGUUCGAAGCCCUAAGAGCCAACCUACUCAGUCUCAGGAAGCGAAACCCUGACCUUGCUUUGGAGAUCCUCCGGAAGAUCAUAUUAGAUGGAGGAAGAAUCGACGGCAUCCUGUGGUCGAGCACAUCUUCCUCUCCCUCGGAACUUGCAUGGCUUUCCACUCUCGAGCUCCCCAACUUCGACAGAACAUCCGCGACAUGGAGCUUUGAUGUGGAGCUUCUACGUUUGAAGGUGGAGUUCAUUCUCCUUAUACAAUUCGUCUCCUCCACAGCGUUGGGAAUCUCACACCUUUGGCCCCUCGACGUAGAAGAUGGAUUUAAAGGGGAUAUUUCUGAAAGGGACAGAGGAUAUUUAGAUAUUAUGAAUAAAUUGAUGCAUUUGGGUUUGAGAAGAUUGAAGAGUGAUACUGCCUAUCGCUCGUCGUCAUCUGAUGAAGCCGCUCAGAUCGGACUGGUUGAUUUGAGCUGCUUGUGGAAGAUAAUUGUCGAUAAUGCUGAUAUUUUCAGUUCUCUUUGCUGGAACAUUCAAAGGCAACUUCACUGGUUUGAAACUUAUGAUUCAGACUUGGCAAUUAGCGUCAGAGCCGAACGUGAUCAGUGUUUAUCUCCAUCCGCUUUGGAGGCGGAUAUUCUUACUCGAUUACAGAAACAAAUUCAGAUGGCACAUUUGGCUGCCUUGAGGGAGAAAUCAAAUGCAGGUGAUAUACAGGGAGCUUUCUCUCAUAUUCGAUAUCUUCAUCUUGAUUAUGGUGUACCAGAGACUGAGUACAGAUCAAAUUUGCAAGAUGUUAUCAAGAGGAUUUGGCCCCAAAAUGUAAAUUAUGGUGAAAAUUGGAGGAGGUCACGAGAUUUAAUGGCACUGAUGUAUGCUGAAGCUUUAUCAUCAAAUUGUAUCCAACUUGUGCACUCAAUUCAGUUAAUUCAAGAUGAGUUGUUUCUGGAAGAAAUUGAGAAGCACAGAGUAUCAAAUAGUAACUUAAUGCCUCUCCCCCUCGAGAAGUAUCUGGAAACACUCAAGUCAUUAAAUUCUUCUUUAAGUGAUAACAGGGCUGAUCAAAACAUAGCUAUCAGAUCUUGCAGGACAGACCUGUACCACUACGCCAGGUUAUCUGGUGUUCAUAUUCUUGAAUGUGUUAUGGAUUCUGUUCUUUCUGCUGUGGAGAGAGAACAGCUUCAAGUGGCUAGUGAUGUUCUUUCAUUGUUUCCUCUUCUUCAGCCUCUCGUAGCUGUAUUAGGUUGGGACAUGUUGCCCACUAGGACUGCUGCUAGAAGAAAACUAAUGCAGCUUUUAUGGACUAGUAAAUCACAAUCUCUAAGGAUGGAAGAGUAUCCUUUAUAUGGGAAAAAAAGUGAAGAGAUUUCUUGUGUGGAGUAUCAGUGCGAUCUCUUAUGCUUUUACCUGGAUCUCGCGUCAUUUGUUUCCCACGUUAAUUCUGGACGGUCUUGGAACUCUAAGUCCUCAGUACUAUUCUCUCAAAAGGAGCAGGUUUCAGAUGCAAAAGGAAAUGGGGAUCUGGACAAUUUUGUGGAAAACUUCAUACUUGAACGGCUCUCUGUAGAAACACCAAUGAAGGUUUUAUUUGAUGUUGUUCCUGGAAUAAGGUUUCAAGAUGCGAUUGAGCUCCUUAGCUUGCAGCCAAUUGCUUCUACAACUGAAGCAUGGAAGAGGAUGCAAGAUAUUGAGCUCAUGCACAUGCGCUAUGCUCUUGAAUCAGUUGUUCUUGCCUUAGGAGCCAUGGAAGAGUGUCUGGAUAAUGGAAAGGAAGAUCGCUUUCAUUUAGCGAUAUGGUAUUUGAAAGAUAUGCAGAAUCACAUGGAGGCUAUCAAUAACAUUCCUCGCAAGAUCUUUAUUAUUAGUAUGAUCAGUUCAUUACUACAUAUGGACGAGAUAGCUGUUAAACCUACACAUGUGGCCUCAAGUUGUCCCAACUCCCGUGAACUGCCAGAUUUCACUAAUUUAUAUGAAGGUGGGAAUAAGAUGAUUUCCUUUAUUGGUCUCUUACUGGACAUACUGCAUCACAAUCUACCAAACAUGGAUGAGGUAGAACCCUGGUUAAACAAUGGUAUGCCAGCAGCAGGAAGGCAGGCUUUAGAAUGGAGGGUAAGUUCUGUUCAAAAGCUUAUUGAAGAUUGGGAAUGGCGCUUAUCAAUUUUGCAAAGACUUGAGCCUUUAUCAAAAUGCAAGUGGAGUUUGAAGGAAGUAUUGGUCAUUUUGCGUGCUGCUCCUUCCAAAUUGCUAAAUCUUUGCAUGCAAAGGGCAAAAUAUGAUCUUGGAGAGGAAGCUGUACAUCGCUUUUCCUUGCCAGCGGAGGAUAAGGCGGCUCUGGAUCUUGCUGAAUGGGUAGCUGGUGCUUUUAAGAGAGUGUCGAUGGAAGAUGUUGUUGCUCGUGUUGCAGAGGGCACUUCUAGUGCUGUCCAGGAUUUAAAAUUUUCAUCCCUUCGUUCUAAGCUAGGUCCUUUAGCUGCUAUUCUCCUUUGUAUGGAUGUAGCGGUAGCAUCUGCUAAAUCUGUGGAUACCUGCAAAGUGCUUUUGCGGCAGGCCAGGGACAUGCUAUCUGAGAUCUAUCCAGGAACCUCUCCAAAGACAGGUUCCUCUUAUUGGGAUCAAAUUCGGGACGUUGCUAUCAUAUCUGUUAUAAGGCGUGUGCUUCAACGCCUUCAUGGUCUAGUGGAACAGGAUAACACUUCUGCCCUCUCUGAAAUUUUUGUUGGAGAAAUGGCUAUUUCUAGUUCAUCUGAAAGUAGCAAACAGGGGCAGCGACAACGUGCUCUUUUGAUCUUACACCAGAUGAUUGAUGAUGCUCAUAAAGGAAAGCGACAGUUUUUGAGUGGAAAGCUUCAUAAUCUGGCAAGAGCUGUUGUGGAUGAAGAUUCAGAUGGUAAUUUCUUGAGAGCUGAGGGCUUAUAUCCUGAAAAAAAAAUGUCAAAUUCAGAAAAGGGUGCUGUUCUUGGGCUUGGCCUUAAAGUUUUCAAGUUUGGAGCUUCCAGUACGCCAACCAUUGAGAAUAAUAGUGAGCUCACUAGUUAUGAUAUAAAAGAUGCUGGUAAAAGGUUCUAUGGUGCCUUAUCCUCAAAGCCACCCACUUAUCUUUCAUCAUUUAUAAUCUAUAUAGCAACAAUCGGCGACAUAGUUGAUGGAAUUGACACAACUCAUGAUUUCAACUUUUUCUCACUUGUUUAUGAGUGGCCAAAAGAUCUUCUUGUUCGGCUUGUCUUUGAGCGUGGAAGUACUGAUGCAGCUGCAAAGGUCGCUGACAUCAUGGGUGUUGAUUUUGUACACGAAGUCAUAACUGCUUGUGUACCCCCAGUUUUUCCGCCAAGAUCUGGUCAUGGUUGGGCUUGUGUUCCAGUUUUACCUAGCCUUUCUAGAACGAAUUUGGGGAAAAAGAUUCUGCUGGCUAGACCUAGUUUACAUGGUUCAUCUCCCCAAGCACAAUGCAAUCCUCUUUAUCCACUACAGUUAGAUGUUGUGAAGCACCUUGCUAACCUUUCUCCUGUAAGGGCUGUUUUAGCAUGUGUUUUUGGCUGUAAUAUACUAUCUACUGGAAGUGAGUCAUGUAUUUCUAGCUCGUUGAAUGAUACUUUUGUGCAAGCCCCAGAUACUGAAAGGCUAUUCUACGAGUUAGCACUUGAUCAGUCUGAGAGGUUUCCGACAUUGAACCGGUGGAUACAAAUGCAGUCAAAUCUUCAUAGGGUAUCCGAGUCAGCAAUAGCUACAAGAAGUGAUACUGAAGUUUCUGUUGCUAGAGCUGAGGUUAAAGUUUCUGUGAAGCGAAGUCGUGACCCUGAAAGUGAUACAGAAUCUGAAAUUGAUGAUAUGACUAGUCUUAUUUCUACAUCGGAUCUUAAUAUUCAAGAUCACAUCGCUUCUGAAGUGCUGCAAAAUUCCUCAACAACUGACAAUGUUGAACAGAAUUCUUCUGUUUUUCUUUCAUUUGAUUGGGAGAAUGAAGCGCCUUAUGAGAAAGCUGUGGAGAGGUUGAUAAAUGAUGGAAAGUUAAUGGAUGCCCUUGCUUUAUCUGAUCGGUGUUUGCGUAAUGGAGCAUCUGACCAAUUGCUUCAAUUACUCAUUGAUAAAGAUGAGAAAAAUCCAAUGACUGGGCAACUACAUGGUUAUGGAGCGCACAAUUUUGCAAGCAGCACCUGGCAGUACUGCAUAAGACUGAAAGAUAAACAGUUGGCCGCAAGGCUGGCGCUCAAGUAUCUGCAUAGAUGGGAGCUGAAUGCUGCAAUUGAUGUUCUAACCAUGUGUAGUUGCCAUCUUUCUCAAAAUGAUCCAAUCAGGGAUGAGGUUUUACAAAAGAAGCAAGCUCUACAAAGAUAUAAUCGCAUUUUGUGCGCAGAUGACCAUUAUAGUAAUUGGCAGGAGGUUGAAGCAGAUUGCAAGGAAGAUCCUGAAGGUUUGGCACUUAGGUUAGCUGGAAAAGGGGCUGUUUCUGCUGCCCUUGAGGUUGCUGAAAGUGCAUCUUUAUCAAUACAUCUGCGGAGAGAGUUGCAAGGUCGACAACUUGUUAAGUUGCUCACUGCAGAUCCCCUUAGUGGUGGGGGACCAGCAGAAGCCUCAAGAUUUCUUUCUUCAUUAAGGGAUUCUGAUGAUGCCCUGCCAGCUGCUGUUGGAGCUAUGCAGCUAUUACCUGACUUACGAUCGAAGCAAUUACUUGUGCAUUUUUUUUUGAAGCGGCAAGUUGGGAACCUGUCGGAAGUUGAGGUUUCACGGCUUAACUCAUGGGCCCUUGGCCUUCGAGUGCUGGCUUUAUUGCCAUUACCCUCUCAACAGCGUUGCUCUGCUCUGCAUGAACAUCCUCAUUUGAUUCUUGAGGUUCUUUUAAUGAUGAAGCAACUUCAGUCUGCUUUAUUGGUUCUAAAGGAGUUUCCUUCGUUGAGGGAUGACAAACUUAUUCUUACAUAUGCUUCCAAGGCAAUUUCCAUCAAUGUUAGUUCUACUGCUAGGGAGCCCCGAAUAUCCAUCUCUAGUUUGAGACCUAAACCAAAACCGAAACCUACCAUUCCAUCUAGGUCAAACUUCACACAAAGCAUUGGUAAUCUGCAGAAAGAGGCUCGCCGAGCAUUCUCUUGGGCUCCUCGUGAUGUAAAUAAGACUACUCAAAAGGAUUCAUACAGGAAAAGAAAGAGUCCAGGAUUAUCACCAUCUGAGAAGGUUUCUUUGGAAGCAAUGCCUGGCAUACAUGAAGAACGCAUAUACUCAGCUGAUGGUCAAGAACGAAUUCCAUUUGUGUCCGUAGCCGAGGAAUGGGUACUGACUGGAGAUGCAAUUAAAGAUGAUGUGGUUCGUUCAUCUCAUAAAUAUGAAACAUCUCCUGAUAUUACACUUUUCAAGGCAUUACUUACAUUAUGUUCAACUGAAUCAGUAUCUGCCAAAGGUGCCUUUGAAUUGUGUGUUUCUCAGAUGAAGACUGUAUUGAGUUCCCAGUACUUGCCUCUGAAUGCAUCCAUGGAAACUAUAGGUCGAGUAUAUCAUGCAACAGAAACUUAUGUGCAGGCAUUGACUUAUUCAAAAAGUCAGCUCAGAAAACUUCCCGGCAACUAUGACUUCUCUAGUAGUUCUGAUAGAAGUCGGGAUGCAGAUGAUAAUUUUUCAGACACUACCAGUUCAAGUAAUAUGAGUCAGUAUCCAGAUGAGUUCUCGGAACUUCUGUCUAAUGUUGAAAUUUGGCUAGGACGCGCAGAACUUCUUCAGAGUCUUUUGGGAUCAGGAAUUGUUGCUUCUCUUGAUGAUAUUGCUGAUAAAGAAUCAUCAGCUCGCCUUCGGGAUAGACUUAUUCAAGAUGAAAGAUACAGCAUGGCUGUGUAUACAUGUAAAAAAUGCAAGGUAAUUGAUGGUUUUCCUGUCUGGAAUGCAUGGGGGCGUGCCUUGAUUCAAAUGGAACACUAUGCUCAAGCUCGUAUAAAGUUCAAGCAAGCUCUUCAAUUAUAUAAAGGUGAUCCAUCACCCAUAGUCCUAGAAAUUAUCAAUAUGGUUGAAGGAGGCCCACCUGUGGAUGUUUCAUCGGUUCGUUCCAUGUACGAGCAUUUGGAGAAAAGUGUGCCAACAAUUUUGGAUGAUUCUCUAUCCGCUGAUGCUUACCUUAAUGUUCUUUAUAUGCCAUCAACAUUUCCACGUUCUGAGAGAUCCAGAUCUCACGAGUAUGCUUUAACCAGUCAAUUUUCCUCUAGUUCACGUUUUGAAGAAGGUCCCCAUAGUCAUCUUGAUAAUGCUAGAUAUGGAGAAUGCAUAUACUAUUUACAAGAAUAUGCGCGCUCCCAAAUGCUUGUUUUCAUGUUUAAGCAUGGUCGCUAUGCAGAUGCAUGCUCAUUGUUUUUUCCAGUUAAUGGGGUACCUAAUCCUCCUCAGCCAUCAGUCCAUGGUACCAACACCCCAUCAUCAUCUCCUCAACGGCCAGAUCCGUUAGCAACUGACUAUGGUACAAUUGACGAUUUAUGUGACUUGUGCAUUGGUUAUGGUGCUAUGUCUGAAUUGGAGGACAUAAUUUCAAGUAGAAGCUCAUUAUCUUUAUCCCAAGAUGGAAAAGUGAACCAAUACAUAGUUUCUGCUCUAGUCAGAAUUUGCAACUAUUGUGAGACACACAGGCUUUUCAAUUAUCUUUGCAAGUUUCAGGUUCUUGGAAGGGACAACGUUGCUGCUGGCCUUUGUUGUAUUCAACUAUUCAUGAAUUCUUCUUCUCAGGAGGAGGCAGUGAGGCAUUUGGAACAUGCAAAAGUUCACUUUGAAGAAGGAUUAUCAGCACGUCAUAGGACUGGGGAAACCACAAAAUUUUUGCCAAAGGUUGCUCGUGGAAAGAGUGCCUCAAAUAAACUCACUGAAGAGGAGCUUAUAAAGCUUUCUGCUCGUGUUGGUAUUCAGGUGGAAGUAGUGAAGUCCCUUAAUGACAAUGAACGACCACAAUGGAGAUAUUCACUUUUUGGAAAUCCUAGCGACCCAGAAACUUUCAGGAGAAGGUGUGUGGUUGCAGAAACCCUUGCUGAGAAGCAUUUUGACUUGGCUUUUCAAGUGAUAUAUCAAUUUAACCUUCCUGCUGUUGAUAUCUAUGCCAGUGUAGCUGCAUCCCUUGCUGAGAGGAAAAGGGGUGGUCAACUAACUGAGUUUUUGAGGAAUAUUAAAGGCACGAUAGAUGAAGAUGACUGGGACCAGGUGCUAGGUGCUGCUAUUAAUGUUUAUGCCUACAAACAUAAAGAGCGACCUGAUCGUCUCAUAGACAUGUUAAUUAGCAGCCACAGGAAAGUGCUUGCUUGUGUGAUUUGUGGUCGUCUGAAAAGUGCCUUUCAAAUAGCAUCCCGGAGUGGCAGUGUGGCUGAUGUACAGUAUGUUGCUCAUCAGGCCUCAUAUGCGAAUGCGUUGCCGGUCCUUGAUAUGUGCAAGCAGUGGUUGGGUCAGUACAUGUAAAUUUUGUAGGUCCAAUUGUUGAAUUCAGUGACGAAAUUAGGAAGAGGUUGAGAGUGAUUUUUCCCCUCCUACAUUUAAUAAAAAAAUCCAUGUAAUUAUAUAAGUUUUGCUUCUUAGAUAAACUUUUUGGCUCUUUAGUUUCAGGUCCUAAUUCCAAUUAUUGAUUGAGAUCUAGAACUAAAAAGGGGCAGGGUAACAUAUAACAGUGAAAUUGUUCAUGAACGGAAACAUCUGAAAAAAAAAUGUUAUGGAUGAAAACGUGUAUAUAUAUCAUCCUAUGAUCUUUCUUUA
Messenger RNA from Dendrobium catenatum, 7945 nucleotides. RefSeq lists its product as uncharacterized. The record is from RefSeq and is a predicted model, not a curated record. NCBI's taxonomy places the organism in Eukaryota, Viridiplantae, Streptophyta, Magnoliopsida, Asparagales, Orchidaceae. The coding region runs from base 197 to 7654 and encodes 2485 amino acids. The transcript has 36 exons.